GGCGGUUUCAUCAACUGGAACACCUUCAAGGCAAAUGGAGCCAACCUUGGCGGAUGGCUCGAGAAGGAGCAGACUCACGACCCUAUCUGGUGGGCCAGCGUCGCCAACACCUCCACCACUCCUGACGAAUGGACUCUCUGCGAGACCCUCGGUGACCAGUGCGGCCCCACUCUUGAAGCCCGCUAUGCCUCCUUCCUCAACACUUCGACUAUUGACCAGCUUGCCUCCGUCGGCGUGAACACCCUCAGAAUCCCAACAACUUAUUCGGCAUGGGUUGAGGUCCCCGGAUCUGCUCUCUACCACGGUAACCAGCAGCAAUACCUCAAGACCAUCACCGACUACGCCAUCAACACCUAUGGCAUGCACGUUAUUGUUGGCCUUCACUCGCUCCCUGGUGGUGUCAACAACCUCGACAUCGGUGAGGCUCUUAUGCACGACGACUUCUUCUACAACACCACCAACCUCAACUACGCCUACGACGCCGUCGAUGCCAUUCUUGACUUCAUCAAGGCCAGUGGAAACCUGACCUCCUGGACUCUCGCCCCCAUCAACGAGGCCUCUGACAACCUCGCCGGCUUCGGUACUUCUGCUGGUCUCUCCGACAAGGGUGCUCAAUGGGUUGCCGACUACACCACCGGUGUCCUUGCUCGUGUUGCAAAGGUCGACAGCCGUAUCCCAGUCAUGCUUCAGGACUGCUUCAAGGGCACCGCUUUCUGGGAGCCUUACUUUGACGCCUCUGCUAACCUCGUCAUCGACUCUCACGUCUACUACUUUGCUGCAGCUGGUACCUACUCCCAAUACGUCGCUCCCGCAGUCUGCGGUCAAGCCGCCUUCAUUGCCGAGUCCACCAAGUUCCCCAACUUCAUUGGAGAAUGGGCAUUACAGACAAUGUACAACAACACUUUCGCUGGUAGACAGUCGAUCUUCAACACCCAGCGUUACGCUUGGAGCAAGUACGUCAGUGGUGGCAGCUUCUGGACUGCUGUCUCGUACUCCACCGCAGCCGUCGAUGGCCAGGGCACUCAGAGAGAGUACUGGUCGUACAUUGACCUUAUCAACGAGGGUGUCAUUCUCCCAGAGUCCAACUUUAACGGCACUGCCUACUGCUAG
Aureobasidium melanogenum CBS 110374 is the source of this 1110-nucleotide messenger RNA. Its product is annotated as glycoside hydrolase. NCBI's taxonomy places the organism in Eukaryota, Fungi, Ascomycota, Dothideomycetes, Dothideales, Saccotheciaceae. Gene Ontology annotation, biological process: glucan catabolic process. Gene Ontology annotation, cellular component: cell surface; extracellular region. The record is from RefSeq and is a predicted model, not a curated record. The annotation marks the transcript as partial. The transcript has a single exon. Gene Ontology annotation, molecular function: glucan exo-1,3-beta-glucosidase activity.